AUUUGUUAUCUGAGAAGUUUAAAGUAGAAAAAGAAAAUAAAAACAAAAAAUAAUAAUAAUAAUAAUAUAACAAAAUAAACAUAAUAAUAUUAUAAAAAAACAAUUGAUAUUUUUUUUUAAUUGUCGCUUUAUUAUUAUUCCCAUUUUUUUUCUAUAAAUACACGUAUGUAUGUAAAUUAUAUAUUGUUAAGAGAAGGCAUAUAAUUAAAUAAAAAAAGGCAAAAUAUCAUAAUAUAUAAAAAAUAAGGUGAUAACGUCGUUAAUUUUUUUUUAAUAUUAAUGCUUCAGCGAAUAUAAACAAAAAAGAAAAAAAAUAAACAUAAAUAAAAAAGAAUAAAAUAUGAGAGGGGCAACAAUUGCAGCAUUUCUGACAACAUUUAUAAUAUUAGAUUUGCGAUUUUAUGGAACUGAAGCUAAAAUAUUUACAAGAUGUCAAUUAGCAAAAGAAUUACUUAAACAUGAUUUUCCACGAACUUUCUUAUCAAAUUGGGUAUGCUUAGUCGAAAAUGAGAGCGGAAGGAGUACAUCAAAAGUAAUGCAACAACCGAAUUUAAGUGUCAGUUAUGGUCUUUUCCAGAUAAAUAAUAAAACUUGGUGCCGGAAGGGCCGUAAAGGCGGUCUCUGUAAUACAAAAUGUGAAGAUUUUUUGAAUGAUGAUAUUCAAGAUGAUGCCAAGUGUGCCAAAUUAAUUUUCAAUCAAAAAGGAUUCCAAAACUGGCCCGGUUGGGUUAAUAAAUGUCGGGGGAGGAAUUUACCAGAUGUAUCAAGAUGUUAAAUAAAUUAAAGAAGAAAGAACAAAGAAAAGAACAAAAUAAAACUGAACUAAGGACUUUAAGGACUUUUAUUAUAUUAUAGUAUAUAAAAAAUUUUUAUUUAUUAGAAUUUAAUUUUGAAUAAUGUUUAGAUUAAAUAUUCGAUAUUUAUGUAAUAAGAAAAUUAUAUGUACAUAUAUAUAUAAAAUAUGUUAUACCUAUUGAUUUUUAUUAAUAAAAUUGUAUUUUUAAAAUUCUUAA
This is a messenger RNA of Condylostylus longicornis, 1013 nucleotides long. RefSeq names its product lysozyme-like. Bases 341 to 775 code for a protein of 144 amino acids. Gene Ontology annotation, molecular function: lysozyme activity. The transcript has 5 exons. The record is from RefSeq and is a predicted model, not a curated record. NCBI's taxonomy places the organism in Eukaryota, Metazoa, Arthropoda, Insecta, Diptera, Dolichopodidae.